AUGGCGGCGCCCGCGGGGUUGGCCAAGGCGGCCGCGGGGAAACUGUCCGAAGCGGUGGGUGAGCGCACCCGGCCUGGCUCGGCGCUGCAGGAGACACACCGGCAGCGCCGGCUUAUCCUCGUCAUCGUCUGCGUGGCGCUCUUUCUGGACAACAUGCUCUACAUGGUCAUCGUCCCCAUCGUGCCCGUCUAUAUCGCUGGCCUGCACAAGGGCAGCGAAGAGGACCUCCCGGACCACCACCACCAGCAGCUGCCGCCCGCGGCCAACGCCAGCCAGCCCACCAAUGCCACCAGCGCCCCGACGCCUCCGCCGAAGUCCAAUCUCAAGCCCACUUACCCAACGGAGAGCGAGGACAUCAAGAUUGGCGUGCUGUUCGCCUCCAAGGCCAUCCUGCAGCUGCUGGUGAACCCCCUGGGCGGGCCCUUCAUAGACCGCGUGGGCUACGACGCGCCCCUGCUCAUCGGCCUAGGCGUCAUGUUCGCGUCCACGGUCAUGUGCUUCGCAGAGGAUUACGCUACCCUGUUCGCCGCUCGCAGCCUGCAAGGGCUCGGUUCGGCCUUUGCCGACACGUCGGGCAUUGCCAUGAUCGCGGACAAAUACCCCGAGGAGCCCGAGCGCAGCCGGGCCCUGGGCGUGGCCCCUCGCCUUUAUCAGUUUGGCAGCUUGGUGGCGCCCCCCUUCGGCGGCAUCCUUUACCAGUUCGCAGGAAGGGUACCCUUUCUGGUGCUGGCCGUGGUCUCCCUGCUGGACGGGUUUCCUCUCAUGCUGGUGGCCAAGCCUUUCUCCGUAAAGGCGCGGGAAAACUUGCUUGUGGGCACGCCCAUCCACCGGCUCAUGCUGGACCCUUACAUCGCGGUGGUGGCCGGAGCGCUGACUACCUGCAACAUUCCUCUGGCUUUCCUGGAGCCUACUAUUGCCAACUGGAUGAAGGAGAGCAUGGGGGCAUCCGAGUGGGAGAUGGGACUCACCUGGCUCCCAGCCUUCUUCCCGCACGUCCUGGGCGUCUAUCUCACAGUCAAGCUGGCUGCGCGCUACCCUCACCUGCAAUGGUUCUAUGGUGCCCUGGGACUGGUGGUCAUUGGAGCCAGUUCCUGCACGGUGCCGGCCUGCCACAACUUCGGCCAGCUGGUGGUGCCCCUGUGCGGGAUCUGCUUCGGCAUCGCGCUCGUAGACACCGCUCUGCUGCCCACGCUUGCCUUCCUGGUGGAUGUGCGACACGUCUCCGUCUAUGGGAGCGUCUACGCCAUCGCAGACAUCUCCUACUCCGUGGCUUACGCCCUCGGGCCCAUUGUGGCCAGCCAGAUAGUACACACUCUCGGUUUCCCACAGCUCAACCUGGGCAUGGGCCUGGCUAACUUGCUCUACGCACCGGUCCUUCUGUUCCUUCGCAACGUCUGCUAUAUGACGCCGUCCCUCGAGCAGGACGUACUUCUAGACGAGUCACCCAAGGGCCUCUACGACACUAUCCGCCUGGAGGAGCGGUAGGCAAAACAAGCUCGCCACGGCCUGCCCCCCGAAGGGGAGGUUCUGGGAUGGGAGGGGGAAGGCGCCGCCCAGGGACCGUCCCCAGGGCCGUUGUCCGGGAAGAGUCCUCGGACACGACUACGAGUACAGUUAAAAGUAUUUGGGAGGAGCGUGGGAGGGAAAGUCCUUUAAACCCCCUGUCCCUCCGCCUCCUCCUUUUCUUGGAAACUUGGUACAUCGAGGGUUAAACUAAAGAAAAUCGACCCAUGUAACAUUGUCUAGGCUAGGUGGGUGGUGCUGGAGGGCCUUAUAGCCUUGUCUGUUCAAUGUGUCUCCCUCUCUCCACUCUUAAGACAUGUCCCCGAUGUAUUCAGCUUCCCCCCCCCCCCCCCCCCGCCUUCUCUUCGCAAUCCUCGGUUUGCAAUUCCCCUUAGUUCCGCUGUCUCACAGAUGUUACCCAGUCCCGUUUUCCUACCCCCAAUCCCGUCCCAAUAACUGGCUAGACCAGCAGUUCCGGACUGGCGCGGGGAAAUGAUCUCUUUGUAGUUUGGAGACGCUAUUCCUGCUCGGUCUUCCAGACCCAAAGUCGUCUGAGGAGGCGACACCUUGCUUGAGUAUAACGCUCCCCGAGACCACAACUCACCCUUCCUCCUCAACCCUAAAAUUUCCCGGCGGGAGUGGGUGGGGUGGGUUCUCUGACCUCUGCCUAUCCCAUUUAGCUGGAGUCUGUGUGUGCAAAAGUUUGUUCGAAUUUGAAAAAAACAAAAACCGUGUGUGACAAACUGUAUAUCUCUGUGCGGGGGAAUAAAACCCGUGUAAUGUCAUUCAAGUUGUAUAUUCAGGGACAAGAACUCAAUAAA
This is a messenger RNA of Dromiciops gliroides (monito del monte), 2324 nucleotides long. It is a transcript of the gene SLC18A3, whose product is annotated as solute carrier family 18 member A3. Gene Ontology annotation, molecular function: acetylcholine transmembrane transporter activity. The record is from RefSeq and is a predicted model, not a curated record. NCBI's taxonomy places the organism in Eukaryota, Metazoa, Chordata, Mammalia, Microbiotheria, Microbiotheriidae. Gene Ontology annotation, biological process: chemical synaptic transmission; transmembrane transport. Gene Ontology annotation, cellular component: AP-2 adaptor complex; terminal bouton; AP-1 adaptor complex.